Messenger RNA from Daktulosphaira vitifoliae (grape phylloxera), 3118 nucleotides. RefSeq names its product growth hormone secretagogue receptor type 1-like. The record is from RefSeq and is a predicted model, not a curated record. Gene Ontology annotation, biological process: G protein-coupled receptor signaling pathway. Gene Ontology annotation, cellular component: plasma membrane. Lineage: Eukaryota; Metazoa; Arthropoda; Insecta; Hemiptera; Phylloxeridae. Gene Ontology annotation, molecular function: G protein-coupled receptor activity. The transcript has 4 exons. The coding region runs from base 675 to 2006 and encodes 443 amino acids.
UUGUAAAAAUAAAUCAUACAACUAAAUGUGUAUGUUAGGAAAGGCGUGGAGAGCUUAAUAAACAACCAAAAAGGCGGCCUUCUACAGUUGCCGACAACGCACAGUCGACAACGAUAGGUCGGUGGUUGUGCGGUGGAGUCAGUGGCCGAAGACGACGGUCCUGAGGAUUGCGACUGCCGCGUUUAUUGUCAGUACGACGCACGUGGUGUGCGUUGGAACAGACUGUUAACUUCGGAGCGUCGUCGCCGUCACCGUCUCGUUCGUCAGAAACCGCCAAAAAGUGCGAAAUACUAAAAAGAUAUUUAUAAUACUGAAUUUUUUUUCGCUGACGUUCUUUUUUUACGUUUAUCCAUUUUAAAGUGUUAAAAACUAUUGCUUUAGUGCUCCAUAAACAAUAAACCCGUUUUACUACCCGUUUUACUGGAUUAAAGAAACAUCAACGAAUAGGACUUAUCAAUUAAAUUUCAACUUCUAAAGUGCGUAUGUCCGAUGAGGUUUGCAACGUACUGGACACAGUCUUCGUGAAGUCGCCGUCUCGAUGCGGCGGGACCAGGCACAGGGACAUCCGAUGAAUACGACCUGCACGUGGUCGCCUACCGUCGGCCACCGGCUCCGGUCCAGCAUAACUUAGAAAGUAGAAGCGGAACGAACUGGCAAACGGCCGGUUAAAACACAUGAUUUCCGCUCUGGAAGUGGCCGCGUUCGGCAAUGAUAGCUCGCCGUUGACGGCCGUUGUCGCCGGGAACCAGACAAACGACACUGGAUCUAACGACACCGCCGCCAGUGUCAUCCAGUUCCUGGACGCAGAGCUCACAUUUCCUGGCUACAUACGCAUCACUUCUAUAGUGGUAUGUGUCAUUAUUCUGGGCGUGGGAGUGGUUGGCAACAUAAUGGUACCUAUAGUCAUCCUCAAGUCUAAGGAUAUGCGUAACUCAACCAACAUUUUCCUAAUAAAUUUGAGCAUUGCCGAUCUCAUGGUAUUGCUUAUAUGCACUCCCACCGUAUUUGUCGAAGUAAAUUCUCAACCAGAAACAUGGGUGCUCGGUGAAGAACUCUGUAAGGCCGUGCCAUUCGUCGAACUCACUGUGGCUCACGCAUCAGUAUUAACUAUACUGGCCAUCAGCUUUGAACGGUACUACGCCAUUUGCGAACCACUUAGGGCAGGUUACGUGUGCACGAAAACCAGAGCAAUGGUUAUUUGCCUGCUGGCGUGGGGUCUAGCAGCAUUGUUCACUAGUCCCAUGUUAGACCUACCGGAUUACCGUUGGGAGAGGUACGUGGACAACACCAUGGUUACGGUAUGCCAAACCAAUGUCACCGGUUUCUGGCCCGUUUUUUUCUUUGUCGGAACCAUAUCGUUGUUCUUUGUCUUGCCAUUAGCUGUACUCGCAAUACUGUACGUUAUCAUCGCCCAGCACUUGACUGCCAACUCUGGUAUUGUGGCGCCCAACACUAACCGGGCGGCGCUUAGAUACCGUCGACAAGUUGUACUCAUGUUAGGCACAGUCGUGGCUUCUUUCUUUUUGUGCCAAUUGCCGUUCCGCGCCCUCAUUUUGUGGAUUGUUCUUGCGCCCCCCGACUAUAAUCUCUUCGAGGUGUUCGGCGGCAUGUACAAUUACUAUAUGGUCUUGCUAUUUUGCCGCAUGAUGUUGUACAUAAACUCGGCGUUUAACCCGAUCUUAUAUAAUCUCAUGUCGUCCAAGUUCCGAGACGGAUUUCGGCGGUUGUGUGGUAUCCGCCGGCGGCCAUGGAAUCAUCGUCAUCUGGGACGUAAGGGCACGGUGACCACCACAUCCGCACACACUGGUACUACCGGCACGUCAUCUAGUCAACGCGGUGAUCCUGGUGAAACUGUUGCUUUGAUCACCGCCAAUAUGUACACGAAGAUGAAACGAAACGGCAUCACUGUCAUAUCAAUCGAAGAGCAUUCCAAGUCGGAAGCUAUCAUCAGACGACUUAAUAUUACCACCAGCAUUCUGAAAUUACAACAAGAGAGUUACGUUUAGUGCAGCUAUCACUUUUGCCAGUGGUUAGGUGGGCCCAAGUUGACAGAAUUCUUUUGAUUAAUUUAGCUGCAAUUAAAUGCCGCCCCUUCUAGUUUAGUUCUCAAAAUCCAUUUACUAGGUAUGAAGAGAGUUAUGUUUUUAUUAGUAUGUAGUCCCUUUUGGAGUUUUUCCCUUUAAUCACUGCCUUUAAGUUACAUUCUUUAAUUGGUGAAACCAAUAUUUUUUUAAGCACAUAUCACACUGUUACAUAUCCCGUCGCUUUCGUCAAUUUUUCAAAUGUUAUACUUUUUUUUGUUGCAAUCUGUAAUCCAAACCAAAUACUAUCGUCAGAUAGUAAAAAAUAAUAAAUAAAUCUUCAGCCAAAAAAUUCGUAAUUUGUAAAAAUCAUGUUUGUCGUCAUUUCAGUCAUAACGAUUGUUUGUACAAUUUUUCUAUUUAAAAUGAUUACUGUUAUCUUAUAAAAUAAUAAUGGUUUUAAUUAUAAUUAAAACACAAUGAAAUCGUUUUUAACUUUGCAUUAAUAGUUUUUUCAUGUCAAUAUUCCUAAAUUGUAGAAGUUGAACAAAUUACUUUGGACCAUAUUUUAAUAUAUUUAUUACAAUUCAUAUUAUCACAGUAACAAUUAUAAUCCUAUCACUAAGAGUACUCAGCCAGCAGUCGUGCUUACAGAAUUAAACUAAUAAAAAAAUCCGACUCUUCGCUAUAAAGCACUAAUUUGCUGUUUACUAAUUUUAAGCUGGUACUAUAGAGAAAAUCUAAUUGUACAUUCUAACUAUAAAACUUAGUAAAUUACAUUUUUUUUCACGAUAGAACGAUAAAAGAUACACUGUUUGUAAUUAAGUACUAAUGGAUUCAGGUAUAAAGUCUAAAAAAAACUAAUCUUAAAAAAGAUUGCUCACUGAAUGUUACUCUCUUGAUCCAUUGAGUGAUCAAAAAACUAUCAAUUAAAAUAAGUGUUUUUUAAUGUAUAAUGUUAUUGUAAAAUAAAUAAUAUAAAUUUUUCAGUUACCUUGUUUUUGUUUGAACAUGUAUCUAAUUUCGCAUAAACUCUAAAUGUACUAUUUUUUUUUACAAACAAGAUGUUAAGCCAAUAAAUAUAUAUUUAUCUCAGA